Acaulospora colombiana is the source of this 417-nucleotide messenger RNA. The record is from the annotation of a GenBank genome assembly. Lineage: Eukaryota; Fungi; Glomeromycota; Glomeromycetes; Diversisporales; Acaulosporaceae.
GAAAAAGAGAAAAAGGGAAGUGAGAUAGCCAUGUCCCCAUCAUUUGAAUUGCAGCUUCCAGGGCUAUUAACCCCACCACUUGCCCUGCCCAUGGAUCCCCUUGAUAUUCGACUUCAGUCUGCAUUGGAUUCGAGAAAAGCUCGAGGAAUCUUACGUACCGUACCCGCCUCCCCCGCACUGCUGAAUCGCCCAUCCCAGGUGGAUUUUUCAUCGAAUGAUUAUCUUUCUCUUGCCGCCUCUCCAAAACUUAGAGAUACUGUGAUCCAAAAGAUCGGGUCGUCUCCUCGCCUUCUCGGAUCCGGUGGAAGCAGACUGUUGGACGGUGGCACCCUCGAACACGCUCUUCUGGAAGAGAGGCUAGCCAACUUUUUUGGCUCAGCCGCUGCUCUUCUGUACACCUCCGGAUUCGACGCCAAC